Molecule: messenger RNA, 976 nt
Organism: Vanessa atalanta (red admiral)
Lineage: Eukaryota; Metazoa; Arthropoda; Insecta; Lepidoptera; Nymphalidae
Product: protein TsetseEP-like
Exons: 4
Coding region: 38-931 (297 amino acids)
Source: RefSeq, a predicted model, not a curated record
UUUUGUAAGAGUGCACGUUGAAAAGCGUCUACCAAUCAUGAAGACGAUAUUUGCGUUAAUUGCGCUUGUUGCUGUGGCGAUAGCUCAUCCUUUGCCUCUGGUACAAAUUAUAGUUAAUGUUGAUGGUCCAAGCAAUGCCGAUUCUGUCCCAGAACCAAAACCUGAGCCAGUCUUAGUACCCGAACCCAUAGAAAAUCAGCCAGAGCCUGUCUUAGUUCCUGAGCCUGAACCAUCCCCAGUUGUUGUCCCAGAACCAAAACCUGAACCAGUCUUAGUACCCGAACCCGUCGAAAAUCAGCCAGAGCCUGUCUUAGUUCCUGAGCCUGAACCAUCACCAGUUGUUGUCCCAGAACCAAAACCUGAGCCUGUCUUAGUACCCGAACCUGUCGAAAAUCAGCCAGAGCCUGUUUUAGUUCCUGAGCCUGAACCAUCACCAGUUGUUGUCCCAGAACCAAAACCUGAGCCAGUCUUAGUACCCGAACCCAUAGAAAAUGAGCCAGAGCCUGUUUUAGUUCCUGAGCCCGAACCAUCACCAGUUGUUGUCCCAGAACCAAAACCUGAGCCCGUCUUAGUACCCGAACCCGUAGAAAAUCAACCAGAGCCUGUCUUAGUUCCUGAGCCCGAACCAUCACCAGUUGUUGUCCCAGAACCAAAACCUGAGCCAGUCUUAGUACCCGAACCCAUAGAAAAUCAGCCAGAGCCUGUCUUAGUUCCUGAGCCUGAACCAUCACCAGUUGUUGUCCCAGAACCAAAACCUGAGCCUGUCUUAGUACCCGAACCCGUAGAAAAUGAGCCAGAGCCUGUCUUAGUUCCUGAGCCCGAACCAUCACCAGUUGUUGUCCCAGAACCAAAACCUGAGCCUGUCUUAGUACCCGAACCCGUAGAAAAUCAAACUGAAUCCGAGGAAACUGAUAAUAUGUACUGGUAUUAAUCUUUGAGCCAAUAUUAAAUCCACGACCCAUGGAAGAAUGGAAGA